Pistacia vera is the source of this 867-nucleotide messenger RNA. RefSeq lists its product as uncharacterized. The transcript is spliced from 3 exons. The record is from RefSeq and is a predicted model, not a curated record. Lineage: Eukaryota; Viridiplantae; Streptophyta; Magnoliopsida; Sapindales; Anacardiaceae. The coding region runs from base 1 to 867 and encodes 288 amino acids.
AUGGGAAGUGAAGGCAUUAGUUAUGUGCCAAUUUGGGUCAAAUUUAGUGGAGUGCCAUUGGAGUUUUGGACUACUAAAGGGUUGAGCUAUGUUGCGAGUGCUAUUGGAAAACCUCUUUAUAUGGAUAACAUUACGGAUGUUGGGGAUAGAUUGGAGUAUGCAAGAGUUUGUGUUGAAAUAUACACAUCUACUUCAUUCCCGAAUUCAGUGGAACUUGGCCUCCCAAAUAGUGAUUGUGUGAACAUAGGGGUGGAGUAUUCUUGGAAACCGAGGGUCUGCCCUUCGUGUAGAACUUUUAGGCACAAUUUGAAGGAAUCUCACUUGGCCCCUAGAAUUAAGAAGGAAAGUGCCGAGAACAAGAACUUGACUUUAACUCAAGAAUGGCGAAUGGUGACUAAGAGGAAGGAGAAUGUGUCAAAGGACAUGGUUGUGCAAGGAGAGAAAGUGGGCGAGAGCUCUAGCCGCAAAAAAGAGCUGGAUAAUGGGGAAGUGGGUGUCGAAGAGGGUAAUGAGAAUGUUGAAGGUAGGUUUGGAAAAGAUAAGGGUGAAAUGAGUGGGGUUGAUGUUCCUACGGGACUGAUCUUAAUAGAGUUUAUAAUCGAGGUGCGUGUGAUGAUAGGAGUAAGUGUGUUAAGGGGAAUGAAUGUGGGAGGAGAAAUAACCCCACCUAGGGGACCCUUGAUGGAAAACCAUGAGGGGUGUGAAAUGGGGUCUACUUCACCGGCUAUUGUGAGAUUCGGAAAUUUGAUUCGAGUCGAUGAAAAGGAUGGUCUUAAGGAAGGAAAUAGAAGUCUUUCUAAAAGCCAAAAGAGGAAAUUAGCCAGGAAGGCGAGAGAAGCUCCUAACGCCAAGCCAUCCCAUGAUUAA